Molecule: messenger RNA, 2209 nt
Organism: Limulus polyphemus (Atlantic horseshoe crab)
Lineage: Eukaryota; Metazoa; Arthropoda; Merostomata; Xiphosura; Limulidae
Product: probable 3',5'-cyclic phosphodiesterase pde-5
Exons: 20
Coding region: 1-1944 (647 amino acids)
Biological process (GO): negative regulation of receptor guanylyl cyclase signaling pathway; signal transduction
Molecular function (GO): protein binding; 3',5'-cGMP-stimulated cyclic-nucleotide phosphodiesterase activity
Source: RefSeq, a predicted model, not a curated record
AUGCCCAGCCAAGACGAAACAGUCACCAGAAUUCCCGUGGAAACUGGAACAACAGUUGCUGCUUAUGUUGCUGUAACGAAAGAAACAGUGAGAACAAAUAAUACAAGUGAUGAUUCAAGGUUUCCUGAUGGAUUGUCCGUAGACGUCCAAGAUGUGGAAUUUAUUUUGACACAUCCUGUUCUAGAAGUAGACGGAGAGUUAGUAGGCAUAAUCGAGUUGUACAGGAAGGAGGAAGACGAAGAGUUUCAAGACGAGGACGAAGAGGUCUUAAACAGUUACCUGCUGUGGGGUGGAAUAGCCUUUCAUUAUGCUGAGCUCUAUACGAACAUGGCGAGACAGAAGAAAUUGAAUAACUUUUUACUCACUCUUGUCAGUUUCGUAUUAGGGGGAUUCCGAGUACUGAUCACUCUUUUAUUGUUGGUGUAUUUCCAGACCUUCGCCCAGAAACUUGUCGACGCCGAUCGGGCUUCCUUGUUCCUUGUUGAUGGAAACACCAAGGAAAUGUACGCUCGAAUGUUUGAUGUGAAUGAAGAAGCAGAAAACGCAGAUAAAACAGGUGAUGAAGCAACAUCAAAAGAGAUAAGGCAAGUAAAUAGAUUUCCAGUUGGAACGGGAAUUGCUGGGUUUGUUGCUCAAACCGGAGAGUCUCUAAACAUUCCAGAUGUUUAUAACGACGAUAGGUUUAACAGGUCCGUCGACCAGCUCACGGGUUAUACAACUAAAAAUCUAUUGUGUAUGCCUAUUUUUAUUCGCAACAGGGUUAUUGGAGUUGUCCAGAUGGUAAAUAAAGAGAGCGGUUCUUUUACUAAAGGAGACGAAGAAGCUUUCGCUACUUUCGCUACCUAUUGCGGCUUAGCAUUACAUCAUGCCAAGCUUUAUGAAAGAAUUCGGCGGUCCCAGAAGAAGUAUAUGGUAGCAUUAGAAAUGCUUUCUUACCACAGCAUUUGUUCUGAAGAGGAAGUUAGUUUCGUUAAGGAUAAACCAAUCUUUCAAGACUUCACUAAAUUGGAAGAGUUUACUUUCCCAAGUUAUUCCUUGGAUUCUGAUGAAAAGGUUAAAGCCACUGUAUACAUGUUCAACGACUUGUUCGGAUCUCAAAAGUUUGACCAAGACUGUCUGAUCAGGUUUAUUAUAACAGUUCGCAAGAACUACCGUCGUGUACCCUAUCACAAUUGGACUCAUGGUUUCUCCGUGGCUAACGCCAUGUACGCAGUCAUAAAAUCAUCUCCUACGAUAUAUAAACCGAUGGAACAAUUGGCCUUAUUUGUAGCUAGUCUGUGCCACGACAUAGAUCACAGAGGAAAGAACAACCAGUUUCUAAUGCAGUCGGAAUCUCCAUUAGCAGCUAUUUACUCCACCUCAAUUCUAGAGCAUCACCAUUUUAAUCAGACGGUUUCUAUUCUUCAGCAAGAUGGACACAAUAUAUUUGCAAGCUUAAGUUCUGAAAACUACAGGAAGGUCCUGAAAAACAUCAAGCACUGCAUAUUAUCAACAGACCUGGCAUUGUUUUUCCCCAAUAAAGCAAAGCUGAAGACUCUGAUUGAUGAAGACAGUUUCAGUUGGAAGAAUACCGAGCACAGAUUGUUAGCUGAAGCAAUUUGCAUGACAGCUUGCGACCUGUGUUCCAGUUCUAAACCGUGGGAUCAACAGCAAGAAACAGUUAAAGGCAUUUUUGAAGAAUUCUACGAGCAGGGUGAUGCUGAGAGAGAGCGAGGAAAGGAACCAAUAGCCAUGAUGGACAGAACCAAACUUGACCAACAGCCAUCAUCUCAGGUUGGUUUUCUAAAAGCCAUAUGCUUACCGUGCUAUGAAGUCACCGUGGGAGUGCUUCCUAAUACAAAACCCAUGCUCGAUGGUUGUCUUGCUAAUUUGGAAAAAUGGGAAGCUAUUGCUGAAGAACAGAAAAAUAAAAACGAAGAAGCAACAAAUAACGCCAGUGAAUAACGCUUUCUGGAACAAAGGCGUCCAGUUGCAGUUAUUUCGCUAAGCAAAAAUGGAAAAACAAUAACACCAGAUCUGUUUGAAUGCUCAAAGUCGAUGCACUUCGGAAAUGAAAGAGAGAGAGAAAAAAAUGUUCGGCAUUUUCAUCUGCACACAUUUAAAAAACGUCUUUCAUACAUUUUAGGGAAAAUGAAUAUUUAAGACAUAAAACUUUUAAAGUUUGAUGUAAAUUAAUAAACAUAGAAAUCUUAUGCUAAGUUAUCUUGUU